This is a messenger RNA of Guillardia theta CCMP2712, 6936 nucleotides long. RefSeq lists its product as hypothetical. Lineage: Eukaryota; Cryptophyceae; Pyrenomonadales; Geminigeraceae. The coding region runs from base 1 to 6936 and encodes 2311 amino acids. The transcript has 11 exons. The record is from RefSeq and is a predicted model, not a curated record.
AUGGCGACACAGGAUAUGGAUGGUUCGAUGGCCUCCUUCAAGGAGGCCUGCGAGCGAUUCAUGGCUGCUCAGAGUGAUCAGACGUUUCAAGCUGUCUAUCAGGUUCUUCUUUCCCUCGACGAUGCCAGGGUAGACUCCCUGCUGGAGUCUGUCGACCCCAACGUUCGUCGAGCGUUGGCCUUGUGGUCUCCAGACGCCAAUGGCAGCGCGAACACUGACGACGAGACAUCGCCAGCAGAUACAAACAACAACAACAACAACAACAACAACAACAACAACAACAACAACAACAACAACAACAACAACAACAAAGCAGAUUCACCGAUCACAACGAUUGCCAGUGAAUCCAAGGAUGAGAACAGAUUUGCAACCAAUCGGCCCAGGUCAGAAGUAUCACUGCGAGACUCAGGGGUUGUCGUGCCCCCUCGCGAGCCGUCCGUGUCUCUGAACGGGGUAGAGGAGCAGAGGAUUGAGAUUCUUGAAGCCAGGAAGAAAGCUUUCGAGCUCUCGUCUCUGCUCGCCCACGAGUCCCACGAGUUCCAGCGGGUGAGCGAGCAGCUCUCCCAGCUGAAGGUUGCCUCGAGAAAGAAACACCGCAAACUGCAGGAGGACAUAGAUGUGCUGAGGACUCAGCAUGAGAAAGACAACGUCACUAUCUCGACACUCCGAGCCGAGCUGGAGAAGCUGCGCAAGUCUCACGCGAUCGAGAUAGAGGACGCGACAUUCAAGAUACGAGAGAUUCAGAGGGAGAGUGAGAUUGACAAGGGGACGCUCAACGCUGUAAGGAAAGAGAACUCGAAGCUGCUGAACCAACUGCAAGUCAAGUCGAAGGUUGAGACCCAGUACAUCUCCGAGAUCUCCAAGUUGAAGUCAGCCCUGCGGCGCGACGAGAGAAAUCUCGCGACGCUGGAGAACGAGGUCAAGAGACUGCAAGAUGAGAACCUGAAACUGAAGCUCAGGCUCAACGAUCAUGCGAGCGAUAGGGAUCAGAUCAGCAUGAAGCUUGCGCUCAUGGAUGAGCUGAAGGAAGAGAACCUGACGCUUCAGGACCAUGUGAGGUCCCUGAGGGAGGAGCUUGACAGGCAAAAAUACUCUCACUCAUGGGAGAAAGACGACUUCUUCGCGACUUCCGAGCAACAAAUCGCUCGGCUGUGCUCGGAGCUAAGGCUCAUCGGGAAGGACAUGUCGCAAGUCUACACGCAGUUUGAAGACGAGGAGGAGGAACAUUGCUGCAGGGUAAAGCCGUACGCGCCUCACUCGGACGAUAGCGACUUGGAUGGCGCCGACAACCUUCCUUUCCGUACCUCCACUUGCAACAACCGAGAGUGCACGCUGCGGAACAAGUACCUGCUGUGGAAGUUAGAUGCAACCAUGAAGCAGCUGAACGAAGUGCCGAGCAAGCGACUGGACGACAGUUGGAACCAAAGUCAAGAUGCUGCCAUCUCUUCCCUCCAGUUGGAGGCGACAGAGAGGAGGAAGGAGCUUGAGUUCGCCCAGCAGGUUCUUGUGGAGAGGCAGCAGGCGUUGGACGAGGCUCUGCGCAGGAGGAAGGAGGCGGAGGAGAGGCUGGCGGUGCGAGAGCGCGAGGAAGCGUUAAGACUGGAGGAGAUCUGUGGAGAAGUCGAGACGCUGCGACGGGCGCUGGAGGAGAGCAAGAGAGCGAGCUGGGAAGGGCUGGAGAGGGCAAGGAACGAGUCGCGCACUCUCACCAGCGUGCGGGAGGAGCGCGAUGAGCUGCUGAGGAGCAUGAAACACCUCCAGGCGACGCUGGAUGUGACGGAGAAGAGCAGGAUGGACGACUGGGAGCGGUGGAGGUUGAUGGAGGCAUCCAAGAACGCUGAGAUCAAGAUGCUGAAGCAGAUGGUUGACAGCAGGAGCAACGCGGAUGAAGCCGUGAGUCAGAUGGAGACGAGGGCGUGUCAAGUCAUGCAGAAGCUCGACGACUCUUACGCCGAGAUCAAGGACCUGACCAUCCAGCUGUCGAGCAUGACGAUGAUGAAGGAGACGGCGGAGGCCUCCCUCGUUGACUCUGACAAGAAGAUCGAGGCCCUCCGGCUGCGCAUCCAAGAGCUGGAGACGAUGACGUCACUCCAACUGGACCCUGACCUUGACAGCUCCCAUCCAGCUGAGGCUCUACUGGAGGCGAGCAGGAACGAGUGCAGAAAGCUGCUGCAUGACAACAAGGUGCUGCUGGAAGACAACAAGAGAUUCUUCGCAGACAACAAGCACAUGACGUCGGAGAUCAAGACGCUGGAGGAGCAGCUGCAGCAGCUCCGCGUUAGCCUGGCAGCGCUCGAGGAGCAGCACAACAACGUAACCCCCACUUCCCAUGCCGCCGUUAGCCCAGCCGCCGCGGAGACGUCGAGGGAGAGAGAGAGCGAAGGAGCAGCAAGGGAGGACGGAGUUGCGGCAGUCGCCGAGUUUGCGGUGCAGGUGGAGGAAACGGCUGAGCUGCGGGUGAGGAACAAGCAGCUCUUCGAAGACAACGUGAGGAUGUACGAGGACUGCAAGAGGUUUCUGCUGGAGAUCGCGACGCUCAAGGAGCAGAACGCGCUCCUCCAGCGAGAGAAGCUCGAGUCUCCCUCCCUCCCUCCCAGCUCAGAGCAGGAAGAUAGCUCGGUGAUAAUUGACGUCGUGCUGGACAUGCCGAUCAAGGACAUCGAGGCUGCGGAGGAAGAGUUCAUGGAGGAGCUCGCAGAGGACCUCGCCCGAGCCGUCGGAGGUCGCAAAGACUUGGUCCGAGUACUGAGCCUGCGGGCCGGGUCGGUGGUGGCGGAGGUAGAGCUGAUGAGCGGGAUCUGCGGGGGAGGGAAGAGCGCGAGGAGGGCGGCGGAGGAGCUGCGGGCGCAGGCGUCAGAGGAGUCGUCGCGGCUGAGGGGGGGGAAGCACACGAGGAGGGUGAGGGAGGUGACGGUGCUAGAGGGGAGGGGAGGGGAGGAGGGGAAGGAGGCGGAGACGCUGCGGAAGGAGAACGAGCGGCUGUACGAGGACAACUGCAGGAUGUAUGCUGACUGCAAGCAGUUCGUGUCGGAGCUGGAGAAGAUCUCGCAGGAGCGGGAUCAGCUAAGGAGGGAGCUGGAGGAAGUAGGACAGAGCGGGCAAGAGCUCGCAGCCGACUUGCCUCAGAGAAACUUCUUGCAGGUCGAGAGGCUUCAGGUGACAGGUGACGACAAAGAGGAGCAGGUCGCCAGCCUGCAGGCCAAGUGCUGGGAGUACGAGACAAGAGUGAGCGAGCUGGAAGCCCUGAGGGAGGAGCUGGAGGAACAACUCGCCAUGAUGAGAGAGGAGGAGGCGAUGAGGAGAGAGGAGGAGGGAGGAAGCAGUUUCAUAGAGCUUGUCAUGGACUUGGACUACGUAGAAGUCACCAACAACGAAGAAAAUUUCUUGGAGGAGCUCGCAGAGGACCUCGCCCGAGCCGUCGGAGGUCGCAAAGACUUGGUCCGAGUACUGAGCCUGCGGGCCGGGUCGGUGGUGGCGGAGGUAGAGCUGAUGAGCGGGAUCUGCGGGGGAGGGAAGAGCGCGAGGAGGGCGGCGGAGGAGCUGCAAGCUCAGGCGUCAGAGGAGUCGUCGCGGCUGAGGGGGGGGAAGCACACGAGGAGGGUGAGGGAGGUGACGGUGCUGGAGGGGAGGGGAGGGGAGGAGGGGAAGGAGGCGGAGACGCUGCGGAAGGAGAACGAGCGGCUGUACGAGGACAACUGCAGGAUGUACGACGACUGUCAGAAUCUGCUACAGCAGCUUCAGGUGGCGGAGCAGGAACAGGAGAAGUUGGCUCAGGAGCUCAUUGCGCGGGAAGAGGAGAUCUCGAUCUUGCACGACAGCCUUCACAAUCAGGACGCGUGGGCAGCUGAGCAGCAGAAGAACCAAAAAGAGGCAGGAGCGCAGAAGGAGCUGGAGGAGAAGCUCAGAGAGCUGGAGGAGAAGCUAGAGGAUAUGGGGAGGGCAGUGCGCGAGUUCUUUGCGCGCUGUCUCCCUCCUCCGACCUUCAUGAUCGCAUCUGCCACCAUCCUUGUGGACCUCGAGAUGAACUUCGACGAUCUGCUGGGAGAGGAAGAGUUCAUGGAGGAGCUCGCAGAGGACCUCGCCCGAGCCGUCGGAGGUCGCAAAGACUUGGUCCGAGUACUCAGCCUGCGGGCCGGGUCGGUGGUGGCGGAGGUAGAGCUGAUGAGCGGGAUCUGCGGGGGAGGGAAGAGCGCGAGGAGGGCGGCGGAGGAGCUGCAAGCUCAGGCGUCAGAGGAGUCGUCGCGGCUGAGGGGGGGGAAGCACACGAGGAGGGUGAGGGAGGUGACGGUGCUGGAGCAGGAGGAGGACGAGGACGACGGCAGCGCGUCUGAGCUGCCCGUCGACCUUCUGCUUGCUGGCUUUCAGGAUGAGAACCGAAAUCUUCUCAUGUCCAUCAACAAGAUGAUCCUCCACCAGAAUGGCCUCCUGCCAGAUCUGCAGCGAGAGCAGAGUAGAGGAGAAGGAGGACGAGAAGGAGGAGGAGGAGGAGGAGGAGGAGGAGGAGAGGACUUCCACAUGGCGCUGAAGCUGGACAUGAAGAUGGAGGAGGUGGCAGGGAGGGAGGAGGAGUUCAUGGACGAGGUGUGCGAGGAUGUCGCAGAUGCAGUGGGAGGCCGCAAGGAGAAGGUGAAGGUGCGGGGAAUGCGGGAAGGAUCCAUCCUGCUUGACAUCGUCCUCCUUGAGGGGAUCUGCGGGGAAGGGAAGAGCGCGAGGAGAGCGGCGGAGGAGCUGCGGGCUCAGGCAGAGGACGAGUCGUCGCGGCUGAGGGGGGGGAAGCACACGAGCAAGACGAGCAGCCUGGAUAUCAUUUGGCACGCGGAAGAAAUUGUGGAGGGAAAGAGGAGCGUGCGAGAAGAAGAGGAGAGGAGCGUGCGAGAGGAGGAGGAGGACAGGAGGAAGCGAGAGAUUCUUGAGGAGGAGAGGAGAUUGAAGGUGUAUGAAGAGGAGAGGUUGCGAGAGGAGGAGGAGAGGAGCAGGAGGAAGCAAGAUCAGGAGGCUCUCCGGGCCCUGGCAGCUGGGCUCAAGCAGGACGAGCAGCGAGCAGAGCUCUCGGAGCUGCAGAUGGAGCAACUCAUCAGCUCGCGCUCAGCUGAGCUCGUCCGAAUGCACCAGCUGGAGGCCGACCUGGAGCUCUUUCGCAGCUCGACGGAGGACGAGAGGAUGCUGGAAAUGUCAGAGAGGAUCGCGGAGCUCAUGGCGAAGCAUGAGACGUCGAUCAAGGAGCUGGCGAGGCUGGCGAGCAUGGCGGAGGAGCACAAAAGGGGCCAGCAGGAGGCGGAGGAGCAGCUGCUGAGGUACAAGGAUCAGGUGUACCAAGAGAGGAAGCGGAUGAUGAAGGCGUCAGCCUCCUCCUUCAACGAGCACGAGGUCCUUCAGAGGAGGCUCGAGGCCAAGAGCGAAGAAUGCUCCGCCCUGCAGGCCCAGUGCACCCUUCUCCUCUCCCAUGCCUCCUCCCGCAGUUCCCAGCAGGCUGAGCUGACCGCAUACAUGGAGGAACUCGACCGCUCUCUUCGGCAGCUGGAGGCUCUGGUGGAAAGGGUGCAGGAGGAGUCGCUGCAGAAGAUGCUGGCGAGCAAGAGGGUGCAGCAGGAGCAGGCGAGGGAGCUCGAAAGGCUGAGGAGGAUGGAGGAGCUGAGGGUGAGGGAACUUGACUUGCUCAGGGAGGAGAUCAGUCAGAGCUCAACAGCUGGGUCGGUUCCUGGAGGGCAGCCGGGCAUGAAGAAGCUCCUUGAGCUGACCGUGGAGCUGGAGGAGGUGACGGCGAGGCUGGUGGAGGAAGAGAUGAGGGUGCAGCAGCUGGAGGAGCAGACGGAAGACUACGAGACGAUGAUGCUGCGGGUGCAGGACAAAGUCAACGAGCUCGAGAGAUCCCACGACGAGUUUGCGGAGGUCAACGAGCAUCUCCAGCUGGAGAACAGCAGGUUGGAGACUGAGCUCGGGCAGGAGCUGGAGGAGCUGAGGAGGAGGAGCGACCUACUCCAGCUGGACAACAGCAGGCUGCAGCAGGCGCUCGAGAGCCAAGGGAGGAGGCUGCGAGACAGCGAGGAGCAGCGGCACCAGCUGCUGGGCGAGCUGCAGGACGUGAGGGAGGACCUGCAUGCUCUGCGUGAGCUGGAGCUGGAAGCCCAGCUGCACAGUAUCAUCCUGCGGAUCGAGGACGCGGAGAGGCAGGAAGAGCUGCUCGAGGAAGAGCUGCUGGGAAUGCACGUGCGGGUCAGGGAGCUCCACAUCUCCAACUCCGAGCAGCGAGAGGUGCAGGAGGGAAAGAAAAACGUCAAAGAGGCCGGGGAGGGAGAGAGGGGGGGCAAGAAAGAUGUCAACAUGGCGUCAAACCCCAAGGUGCAUGGGGAAGACUCGUCGGACUUCUCUGAGUCCUCGGGGCCUGAAAGGAUGCGAGCGAUGAUAACUCGACUCGCCAUGGCCCAGACUGAUAUCGCAAGGAAGGAUGGCGAGAUUCAUCAGCUCAAUUCAUUGAUAACAAGCCUGCGAUCAAGUCUUGGGAUGGCAGAGCAGCAGCUCAGAGAAUGGAAGUUGAGGGCGUCACAGCACAGCAAAGAGAGCAGAUGGCUGCGCAGUCAGACUUCAUAUGGAGAGGAGGAGAAAGGAAAGAACUCGAUUCUCUCCAUGCCGGGGGAUAGCGGCAUUUUUGGGACCUCAGGAGUCUUUGCGCCAGAGCAGAUCGAGGACAGAUACUUGGCGCAGCAAGAGAGAAUGGCGAAUCCUCCUGACCCUCAGCUGGAGGGGGAGGAGAGGAAAGGAGAGCAGUACGCGCGAUCGGAGGGAUCCGAUUACGAGUACGAGUACGAAGACACGGAGGAGGAGGAGGAGGAGGAGGAGGAGAAGAUGGAGGUGCACAGGGAGGAGCAAGGGAGGACAGAGGAAGACUUGCAGGCUCGUCGAGAUCAGCCUCGGGUGAUCAACCACACGGUCUUUUGA